AACACCUUCAGGACCAACCAUGCUCCGUCUAGUUCUGCUGCUGUUGCUGGCUGCAGGUUCCUGUGUCAAGUGUGAACAGCUGACCCAGCCGCCGUCUGUGACUCUGCAGCCUGGUCAGAGUCUGAGCAUCGACUGUCAGGUGUCUUAUGAUGUGGGCAGCUACUUCACAGCGUGGGUCAGGCAGACCGCUGGGAGAGGACUGGAGUGGAUUGGGAGCGCAUAUACGGGCAGCUCUUACUACCAGGACUCACUGAGGAACAAGUUCAGUAUUGAAGUAAAGCGCUCCAGCAAAACAGUGACUCUAAAAGGGCAAAACAUGCAGCCUGGAGACACUGCAGUGUAUUACUGUGCCAGACACACACAAUCAAGAUACUACUUUGACUACUGGGGAAAAGGAACGCAAGUGACAGUCACGUCUGGUACACCAGUCCCCCCCACCGUCUUUCCCCUGAUGCAGUGUGGCUCCGGAGCGGCAGACAUGGUCACUCUCGGCUGCCUGGCCACAGGUUUCAAACCCCUUCCGCUGACCUUCGCAUGGAGCAAAGACGGGGCCGCCUUGUCUGACUUUAUUCAGUAUCCUCCGGUGGAGAAGGACAACCUUUACAUGGGAGUCAGUCAGAUCCGAGUGAGGACAGCCGACUGGGACAGCAAAACGAAAUUCCAAUGUGUUGCCAAACAUCUGAGCAACAACGUUGCCGUUGUUAUCGCCAAACCAGAAGAGAGGAUUGUGUCUCCAAACAUGACAUUGUAUCCACUGUGGGAGGGCAACUUUGGAGCCUCCUCUGUCAAACUAAGGUGCACCUUAAGUGGCUUCUUCCCGGACACACUGAGUGUCGCGUGGCAACAGGGAAACCGUAUCGUAGAGGCCGUGCAGACCAUAAGCAAGUUUCAGAGUGUGACGGCAGACGGCGAAACCUUCAGUCGAAUCAGUGAGAUCAGGCCGAACAUAAAAGAAUGGACGAGCGGCUCAAGUUUUACCUGCAAGGCCACUCACAACAACGUGGAAGAGGAAAAGUCAAUCAGCAUUUGUGAAACACAGGCAAGCGCCCCUCCUUCCAUUCGUGUGGAGCUCCCCAGCUUCAAGGCGGUCAUGAUGGAAGCAUCUGAAGUGAAAGCCACGUGUUUGGUGCACACUGCGUUUGACGCUGUUGUUACGUGGCUGGUGGAGGGCAAAGCGGCCACACACCCGGUGAGCCGGUACGCUGACGCAUCUCUCAUCAUCAGCAAUAUGACAGUUUCUCCUGAUGCGUGGAAACGAAUCAAGAUUCUCAAAUGUAAAGCGCAGCAUCGCUGCUUCCCAGACCUUGAGGAGACCGUACAUGUGUCAGGAUCUGCAGUCAGCGCUCCAGUGGUGGAGAUGAGACGAUCUCUUGCAGAUUUGCGGGAGAAAAACAGCGCUGUGUUUGUGUGUGAUGUCACGCGACUGGACGCCAUCGACCUCUACGUCACCUUUCAGGCAGACGGAGUUGAUAUUUCUGACAAACAGUUUUUUGAUCUUCCUGAAGCCCCGGGCCCACAUUCCAUCAGUCCACGUUUCAGUUUGCGUGAGUACUACAGGAAAGACACCAGUUUAAGCUGCAAAGUGAACCAAGGAUUCACCAGCAGCUACCAGUCCCAGCCCGUCCGCGGCGUUUUUGUGGACCCGUCGGUGGAGCUCUUUCUGGCCCCCAGUGAAGAAUCAACACCUCAGAGGCUGCUGUGCUCUGGAUGGGGAUUUAACCCUCAAAUUACAUGGUCCAGCGAGUCUCAGCUGAGAGCACCAUCAAUUACUAGCGUCAGCAUGAGCGCGGAUGGACGCGUGGCUGUGACCAGUCAACUACACAUCCCCCCAACAGAGUGGCAAAGUGGGAAGGUCUUUGCUUGUCAACUGUCUGACCGCUGGCUCAAUAAAAACGUCAGUGAGACAAUCAGCAUCUGCUCAGUAACCCCAUCAUCAUCCCAAAUAGUUGGAGUGUUUGUUCACGGUCAACCACUAACGGAGACUCAGCAGAGGGAUCAGGUGACCAUCAUUUGUCUUUUGGUUGGCCCUCGUCUGCAUGAUUUUGUCAUCUCCUGGAAAGUAGAUGGGAAGGAAUACUCCGAGAAUUCCUACAUGGAGGAGCCGACUCGUCACAGCAAUGGUACAGAGACCUUACGGAGCUUCCUCAGUGUGUCGUCAGAGGACUGGGAUGCAUAUAAACAAGUGUCUUGUGAGGGAAAACACAAGUGUUCCAAACACGGCUAUAAGGACUACAUGAGCAAAAGCAGAGACCUGUAUCCACCAACGGUGCAGAUAAUACCACCUACUGUCUCAGAGCUGUCAGCGUCUGAUGGGCUGACUCUGACUUGCCUAGUUUCUGGAUAUUUCCCCGGUAACAUAAUAGUAUACUGGGAGAAAGACGGUCAAAGACUCCCAUCGCUUGCCUACACCAACAGCCCUUCAUGGAAAUACAGCAGCAGCAACACGUUUUCAAUGAACAGCAGAAUAAACGUGUCCAAAACAGCGGAGCCGGGAACACGCUUUUCUUGCACCGUCAGACAUGAGUCAUCUCAAAGUCCUUUCACAAGCACUAUAGAGGAUGUGUUUGCCGCAGUGACUCCUUCCCAGCCGUCUGCCAUCUUGCUCCGGGGUUCCGGUGAACUUGUGUGUCUGGUGUUCGGCUUCAGCCCCCCGUCCGUUAACGUCUCCUGGCUUCUGGAUGACACCGUCGAGCUGACAGACUUCAACACCAGUCGGCCCAGUAGAGGCCCAGAUGGAAAGUUCAGCAUCCAAAGCCGCCUUCGUCUGUCUCAAGUCAGCUUGUUACCUGGAGCGCUCCACACCUGCAGGGUGACACAUGCAACCGUCACGCUGACCUUGAAUUUAACCAACCCAGUGAUUUUGCCGGAUUGUAAUGUCUUGGAUGACAUUGCUCAUGCAGUUGUUCACCAAGACAUCAACGUGGAAAGCUGGUAUAUGUCCGUCACAUUCCUUAUUCUUUUUCUCCUCUCCACCAUCUAUGGUGUUGUGGCCACGCUGCUUAAGGUGAGAUACAGGAAAAUAUCCUUAUUUUAUCAUAUUUUUGCACAUGAUUAGAUGUUUAGCCUUUCUUUUUUUCCUCCUUUAGACUAAAUAAUUCUGACAGCUUCCGAGUGGAUGUUCUAGUCAACUA
This is a messenger RNA of Dunckerocampus dactyliophorus (ringed pipefish), 3131 nucleotides long. RefSeq lists its product as uncharacterized. The record is from RefSeq and is a predicted model, not a curated record. The transcript has 13 exons. NCBI's taxonomy places the organism in Eukaryota, Metazoa, Chordata, Actinopteri, Syngnathiformes, Syngnathidae. Bases 20 to 3055 code for a protein of 1011 amino acids.